Molecule: messenger RNA, 895 nt
Organism: Daldinia caldariorum
Lineage: Eukaryota; Fungi; Ascomycota; Sordariomycetes; Xylariales; Hypoxylaceae
Exons: 2
Coding region: 201-608 (135 amino acids)
Source: RefSeq, a predicted model, not a curated record
GCCAUUUAAACCGUACACUUUACGCGGACACGUGCAGACGCGAUUUUACCUGGAGGUACAGUACAAGGUGGGUACUUCGUAUUGUACAUCACAUCUCAGGUACCUAAUCUUCAUCCCCGUCACGAAUUUAAGAGCCGCAGCCGUUGCAGUAUCAGCAAGUAUCAGCAAGAAAGUAGAAAUAACUUUACUCUUGAUCAAAUAUGGAAGUCAAUGAUAUCGAUUUAUCUCUCCGCUUCAAGCACGGCAUACAUACAGUCUUCUUAUUUGUCGAUCCCUCAAAAACUUUCAACAGUAUAGCAAAGGAUCUUUUAGAAGCUCUGAACGCACGCUACGAGUCAGGAUUGAGCACUUCUGUCGCCUCACCAGACAAGACCAAGCUACCUUCCGAUCAUUCGCAAAUCAAGUUCGCCCUGCCGAAGAUACCUACUGACCUCAGCCGUGGCUGGAUUCCUCUUGAGGUCGGCGAGACAGAUACGCCGGCUAGCAAAGGUAUCAAGGAUAACAGCGUUAUAGCGUUCGCAUUCUGCCCAGAGGGUGCAGAUGAGAGCUAUGAGCCGGAGUUUACGGUCGACUUCCCUAGCUUUGAUGAGGAUAUGGAGGGCCAGUGAAGAGAGCAGCAAAGGGAUGAGAUUUAUGAGAUACGACUUAGGGUAUGACGGCUAAUGGCAAUGAAAUGUAGCUUUAGGAAAAAAGAGCAGUUUUCCUAUUUUGAGGAGCUUGGAAUGGGCAGUUCCUAAUCCCCUAACUACCCAGUAGCUAGAAAAGCAUAGAAGCAAUGUUGCCGUAAACCGAGAGUAAGCCACGAGAACUGUACUGUAGAAUCUCUGAGCUUAUACGAGUUGACAAUAAGAAACUAAUAGUCAACGGCACAUAAUAGGAGUCAAAUUAGAUGGUC